AUGCACACUUUUGUUGAAUUACAUCCGCAGCAUUUCACCGACAACACCAGAUUCGAUAGAGACAAUCCGCCAUCACAUCCAAUACAAGAUGAUUCUUCAUGGUAUCUCAAUUUUCCAGGUUUGUACUCAAUUUAAUUUAAAAUAUUAAUUUAAAAAUCUACUACUAACAAUAGUCCACAAAACUGUAAAGAAACAACACGAAACAAAUGAGUUUUUAGUUUACAUUUAAGUUAGUUUUAGUUUUCUAAUUUCAACAGGUUCUACAUUCAUAAGGAGUAGAUAUUUUCUUUUUAGGAUUGGCAAUGCUUGUGUGCUUAAAGUAACGCACAGCCACUAAAGAUUCACCGAUAGGGACAUGCGAUAUUGUGCUAACUAUUUUUUAUUGAAGAAAUUAAUAGAGAUAGAAAUAGCCAAAAUUUAUAGUUUAAUGUUUUUAGACAUACAUAUAGCCAAUAUUUGUCCUUUGCAAAUUUUGCCAAUUUCGAUUGCCCAGGAGUUAGCCAUCUUUGUGAAAACUAUUGGUAUCCUCAUUAGUUGUUUAUUACAGCACUUUCCAAGAUAAUGCGUCAAAGCUAUUUAACAAUCUACCAGAAACAAUUAGAAACUGUAAUGAUUACAGAACCUUUUUAAGACUUUCAAGGAAUUUUUUAUGUAACAGAGUACAGAGUGAUGAGUUAUUUUUACUGUAAUUUCGAUUCUGUUAAUCCUACUUCUACUUCUGAUUUUAAAUUACAUAAUUUGUAAAUAACUUAAUUUGAUUUAUUUUUUAAUUGUAAUUGAUGUACUUUAACAGGGAAGAGCCACCCAGUGGAUCUGUUAAUAAACCAUUAUUAUUAUUAUUAUUAUAUUAUUAUUAUUAUUAUUAUUAUUAUUAUUAUUAUUAUUAUUAUUAUUAUUGUGAUCAUAUCAAAGCUCGCAAAGGCGUUUUGUUCCUCUCCCCCCUUCCCAUGGUUGGAAAAGGCAAUCAGUUGACGGCUAUUGAAACCCUCAGCAUACGUCAAAAUCAAAUUUUGACCACGUCUGAAGAACUGUUAUUAUGUUUUUUUUCUAAAAUGUCAAGUGUUUUUAGAGGUAUAUGAAGGGGAAAACAGGGCACACGUCUCAAAACCAAACUAAUGUACAGCUGCAAAACGUGUACUUAAUCCAACUAUCUUUUUCAUUAAAUUCGCUCAUUAAACAGGAUUUAAAUGUCUUUCAGAUAUUACUUACAUGAAUAUUAGUGAUGCUGCGAAGGUAGGCGAUGUAGAGACACUGAAAUCAGCAUUUGCCAGAGGAAUACCUGUUGAUCAACGGGAUAAGUACUACAAGACACCACUUAUGGCCGCCUGUGCGCAUGGAAACAUUAAUGUAGCUCGGUAUUUGAUACAGAUCGGGUAAGUAAACUGGAAAAUCAAGAUUUUUACUCACUGCUACUGCUUAUAUUGGCCAUUGAGAUUUUUGAGAAUAGAAACUCUGUUUUUGUCAAGACUGAUAAAUUUAAAAGCCUGCCGGCAAAGUUUCAGCUCUGACAGACAGUUACGAGAAAAAGAUCAAACAUUCGACUUCUUCAUCUCCUCUUCUUAAAGCUUGCUUGGGAUUAAUUUUCGAAGAAUUUGUCAAUGAAAGUGAUGCUAAGUGAAUUUUCCUGGGUUCCGUAAAGCACUUUUUCUUAUACAAUUGCCAGAAGUGUCAUGGCAGCAAUUAGGUUUAAAAUUCUAAAGAACAAGGGUAGCCUCAUUUUUUGUCUAAAUAUUAUUGUGAUAUGAAACGAUUUCCAUUGUUGAUUAUUAAGAGAAGCAUUAUUUUAUGUUCUGUUGUACAAGAUAAGUAAACGACUUUCUAGCACCAGUCUACGACUUCUGAUUUCUUUCUUUACUUUGGUUUUCGUUUUCCAGUGCUGAUAUCAAUGCUCGAGAUAACUUCAAGUGGACGGCACUGCAUCAUGCUUGCCACUCAGGGCAGAUUGAUCUUGUCCAGUUACUUCUUGAACAUGGAGCAGAGAUGGAUGCGCAAACAAUUAACGGUGGAACACCUCUGAUGAGAGCUAUAGAGAGCUCAAGAGAAUCUGUUGUCGNAUAUUACUUACAUGAAUAUUAGUGAUGCUGCGAAGGUAGGCGAUGUAGAGACACUGAAAUCAGCAUUUGCCAGAGGAAUACCUGUUGAUCAACGGGAUAAGUACUACAAGACACCACUUAUGGCUGCCUGUGCGCAUGGAAACAUUAAUGUAGCUCGGUAUUUGAUACAGAUCGGGUAAGUAAACUGGAAAAUCAAGAUUUUUACUCACUGCUACUGCUUAUAUUGGCCAUUGAGAUUUUUGAGAAUAGAAACUCUGUUUUUGUCAAGACUGAUAAAUUUAAAAGCCUGCCGGCAAAGUUUCAGCUCUGACAGACAGUUACGAGAAAAAGAUCAAACAUUCGACUUCUUCAUCUCCUCUUCUUAAAGCUUGCUUGGGAUUAAUUUUCGAAGAAUUUGUCAAUGAAAGUGAUGCUAAGUGAAUUUUCCUGGGUUCCGUAAAGCACUUUUUCUUAUACAAUUGCCAGAAGUGUCAUGGCAGCAAUUAGGUUUAAAAUUCUAAAGAACAAGGGUAGCCUCAUUUUUUGUCUAAAUAUUAUUGUGAUAUGAAACGAUUUCCAUUGUUGAUUAUUAAGAGAAGCAUUAUUUUAUGUUCUGUUGUACAAGAUAAGUAAACGACUUUCUAGCACCAGUCUACGACUUCUGAUUUCUUUCUUUACUUUGGUUUUCGUUUUCCAGUGCUGAUAUCAAUGCUCGAGAUAACUUCAAGUGGACGGCACUGCAUCAUGCUUGCCACUCAGGGCAGAUUGAUCUUGUCCAGUUACUUCUUGAACAUGGAGCAGAGAUGGAUGCGCAAACAAUUAACGGUGGAACACCUCUGAUGAGAGCUAUAGAGAGCUCAAGAGAAUCUGUUGUCGAAUUCCUCAUUUCUAAGGGGUAUGUUUGAAACUUUUGCUUAAAAAUUAAAACCCAGAUGGUCAUGUUAUUCUGGGAUUAACCAUUUCAGAACCAAAAGGGCUUUUGAUUGAUUUAUCUUGGAUGGAAUGCAGUUGUGACAGGCAUCCCAGACUUCACUGAUGAUUAGGUGAGCAGCAGCUCACGUAUAGCCUGAGAUCGUGCCCUCUCUCUAUCAAGGGCCAAUCGAUCGCUUUCAAGUGCCACUCUUCCAACAUCUGUAAGUGACAUAAUUAUCGAAAACAUCCUGUAUAUCUCUUUCCCACUGCCUUCUUGGUCUUUCUGUUUUCCCAUCUCUCUUUCCCUCUAAGAUAAUCGUUCUCAAGCCCUAACUUCUUUUCAAACGGCCAAAAUGCUUCAGCUUUUGUUUCUUUAUUAAGACUUCUAACCAUUGAUCUUCCACUUUGAGUUCCUCCCUUGAUGACUGUAUCAUUACUUUUAUGUUUCUCUGGCAGGUUCUUUCUUUCCUGCUCUUCUCAAAAAGAGUUGUCUUACUGAUACAAAACUGCGAUGCAAAUAUCUGAUAUCUGGCGUGUGGAUUGUACUAUCCCGAUUGCCAGAUUGGCACAGAAAACUGGCCAACUAACCAACCACAAAUAUUUUAUCUCACUAGAACCAACCUAAGUUUAUUUAAUUUUUCCUUCACUGUUUCCUUUUGUUUUCCUUUUUUCAGUGCUAAAGUUCAGCUAGAAAACAAGAAAGGUCAUACUGCAUUAGAUGUGGCGAAAGCUUACGCCGAUCCUCGAGUGGUAGCCAUUGUACAGAAAAGAUGGGAUGAGAUACCUCCUCCAGUGGAUAAAAAGAAACGUAAGUAAAACGAAUAUAAAGAGCUUUAUAUUGCAAUAAUUAAAGUGGUUUUCCCGUCAGUAUCGUCAUUUCAAAACCAGAACAAUUACUCUGGCGAAUAGACUUUGGAGGACAUGAUCUCGUGCUUCGAUACCACUUAGCAAUGACUCACUGGAUGGCAAGCCAUCCAAGCGUUCAUUCAUUCUAGUGCGAUCGGGCGAAGCAUUUGUAGUCUGAUUUUUCUGUUAAAAAUUAAACGAAAUGACUGGACAAAAUCGCACUCAAAGCUUUGUCAUCUAAAUGAACCCUUGGAUGGCUUGCCAUCCAGCGAAUCGUUGCUUAGUGGUAACCAAGCACGUGACUAAGUGCUGCAAAGGGCCAAUCGGAGCAGAUAAUUACAACCAUUUAGGACUCAAAGUAAAGGCAAAUUAAGCCAAUCACAAACCAAAGCAUUUGUGUAGUUACUCAGGACACCUAGUUUGAACUGGUUUGAAAUGCCACCAGCCGCCCCCUUUCUCUAUGAUUUUUUGGAUCUUAAUUUUAAAUAAUGUAAACAGUCCUUAGUGAAUGUGAAUCGUAUGCUUAGCAUCCUGUCAGUACACUUAAGAAGCGCUAUCACUUGAUCUAUUACAUGAAAAAAUUAUUUCGGGGAAUGUUGGCAUAUGCAUCUUCAUUGUCCGCUUUAAUUUGCACUGGCUUUUUCUUUCCUCUAUAUUCCUGUUAUUUUCUUCGGGUAAUGUUGCUGUUCUGUACCCAAGGUUCUUUUUUUAUCUCUACUGUACAUUUUCAUUAACACUUUCUUCAUUUUUCUGUCUCUUAAGGCUUCUCUCUCGCCUUCUUAUCAACUUCAAACCUUUACAAACUCAGGAGAACUCUUUCGACCAGUGGCUCAACUGAGGAAUCUUUCUAUGCGUCAAGCCCUGACACUUUGUCUUCUGACAACUUGUACCUUUUCUAUUGGGGACUGUCCUCGGGUCCCCAGAAAGCCUUUUGGUUUGAGUAUCUUUACGACAGUUAAAGGAACACGAGGGACGUAAAUUUCUGUGGAGUCAGUGAGUGUUUUUGCUACAAGGUUGAAGCAGUACAGGUCGGGUUAAUUAUCGUCUUGAUGAUAUUUUCUCGGGCUAAGCUUUCUUUUUAGUCGUCUUUGUAUAUAUAUUUUUUUGUUAGUUCCUCUACUUGAUUCAGAUAUCUUCUGCAUGUACUGUAAAAUAUUCACUCAACAAAAAACAAUCGGCAGCCGGCUAAAAAAUCCCCACAACUGGCGAUCAUGAGAGAAGUGCAGCUCCUAACCAGCGAGCCAUACGCAACGUACUCAUAUAGGCAACCGGUAGGUCGUUGUUUACUUGUGUGUAGUUAUGACAGCUAAUGUUGCUUUUGUGCUGCUAUCAUCCGCUUUGCUUUGUCGUCAAGUAUUUGCCUUGUUGCACCUUUUUGCACGCGUAGCCUUUCUUCAUAGCCACCGAGGUUUGGUGUCACAGAGAAACAAAACCAACGUUACUGCGUGUAUCACUGGGCCAAACAACAAACCUCUAUGCAGUCAAGUUAGUUCGGCAGACGACAAGUCAAGGUGAAUGAAGCACACAGACCCUACCCAGACCUGAGGCGUCCCAGUGAUGUUUGCGCAUCUUUCCUCACCAGGGAAAUUUGCACCCCGGCCAAAGUCCAAGGCGCAGUCCAGUGACGCGGAAGGGCUUGGAAACGAAGGCGAUGAUGACCAAGAAGGGCCUGGUGACGACGAUGACGAUGACGGUGACGAUGGCGGGGACUGAGAACGAGCGAGAAUUUCUCUAGUAGCUACAUCAAUGUUUUGUUGAAAAAAAUUUAUUUCCAAUAAAUUGUAUUUUAAAAAGAAACAGUAGUUUAUUCUUGUAAGGGGGAGAAGCAACUUUCCAUGCAUUCUCUUAAAUGAAAUCCAAACGAAAUUAUCACAGCUUGCAACCUUGUCAGCUGAUUUGUGUACUGAUCAUGCUCAUUACGCCAAAAACCAAAGGUCAACGGCCUUAGGUCGAAACAAAAACAUGGCGGUCGAAGACCGGACUGCAAUUAUCCGUGAGAACCUCGUUUCUGGGUCCCAGACCUCUUUCCCCCCCCACCACCACCACCCCUGGUUCUUGUAUUCAGUCUUUUGAAGUGACUGAUAAGGUGAAGGAUGAGCGCUCACAGUUGGGCCAUUAGUCAAUCAAUUUAAUUUUAGUAUCAGUUGAAGAUUCCCUUUCUGUUGUAGAGUCCUCUAUAGAAAGGGGAUUCUGUGACAGCUUUUUUAAAAAAACUUUUUUAACGCUGAUGGUAAAGCUAUGUGCACUCGAAUCCGGAUAUUUUUGAAACCGCAUAUUUUUUAUUUGGAUUCUUGGGGACGUCGACCUUGAACCGCUAUUCACCACUAGCACAUCUCCCAAAAUGCACCUUAUUUGCCCCCCAAAAUUUUGCAUAAGCAUUGUUUUCAAUUUCCCUUGGGACGGCUGUAAUACCCAAGGAGAAAUGGAAAACAAGGGUAACGCAAAAUUUUGGAGGGCAAACAAGCUGCGUUAUGGGAGAUGUGCAAUGGCGAAUGGAGAGAGGUUUCAAAACAAUGCUGUUUUGGGGAGCGGAAUCAUUGGUUUCGUGAGUUCAGAGGCCCGAUUUGUGUAAAAAAGUGUGCGGUUUCGAAAAUAGCCGAAUUCGCGUUGAUGUAGCCUAAAUUUAUUGAUAGCAUUUUGUGUACAUGUGUUUGGAUGUGAGACGUCAGUUCUUUUCUUUAUCACUGACCUUUAUUGUUUUGUUUGCAAUUUAGCAUUGGAAUUAGGUUUUAGCAUUCCAUCCAUUGUUGUCAUCUGUAACCGACCUCUGUAAACUAGAAUAGGAUUGUUGAUCGAAUGUUCCCUAAGAAGUAUUCUCAAUUUUCGAUGUCCUUAGACACAGGGAUAUUUAAUAAAAUAAUAAAAGUGAAUUCAUUGUAUUUCUUCGCCUACUCUUGUGUUGUGCUAUGCCUAGAUUUAUUUUUUGGUAUUCCUUUAAAAACCUUUAAAAAAAAAACAUUGGAGUCAUAAUGGUUCCGUUCUAUUUAAACUUUCUCGACCACUAUAACUCAAGUAAGAGUGUUUGCCUUUUGCUGUCGAUGGUCAGGAUGAAAACGGAUUGUAACCUGAAAACCUUACACCAACUUUUUAAAGGUGAACUCCUGUGUUGUCGAAAAAUGACCAAAAAGGAUCAUACUUUGUUUUCCCUUUUACAGAGUCAUCAUUCAUUUUGCACAGAUAAUACUUGGUUAUAAUUUGUUUACAUCUUGGACAAAAAAUUACUGAAUUCACUGUGGCAAAGCCCCUUUAAGGCUUGGAGUAUGCGGUGCGACAUACCAAGCCACUAACCUUCAAAAUGAAAAAUUUGAAGGUUAGUGGUUAGAAUCUUUCACACAGGAAUAAGGCCUACUUUUCCUGAAGAAUCAAACGCUACGCAAUAAAGUGACUGUUAACUGGUAAUAACUAAAGUUUAGGGAUUCCGGGCGAGAUCUAUGCAAGAGCUCCAACUCCAAUGCUGUGCUUUGCAUACGUGUCACGUGCGCGAGAAAAGGUCCAAACGGGCGUGAUCAGAUUGCGUUAUAUGCAUUCCGUUCAUUCUUAGUGGAAGUCUAAACUAAUGCUUGCUACAAACAUGCUGCGCAUGUGUAAUAACAACCUGGAGAUUAGGUUUGCGGGCUCCUCUGGUCGCCUGCAACAUGCCAUUUCCGAGUUGGCCCAAGCCUUUCAAAGCGAGUCUGAGUGCGAAACCAUUGAUAUGAAAACGAUUUUUUAUUUCCAUGAAAAUAAGAUGCAUUUUCACAAGAACGGUUUUUUGCACGUAGCCUCAUUUUGAAAGUGAGAGCGUUUGGAACUCGUAAAUGGCCCAUUAGAAUAUGCUUUGUUUUCAGGUGUAAUUUGUCACUGCUGGCACGUUUCUGCCGUUUCCUAAAAUUCUUGCUUGUGCUAAUUGUACAUUGUAAAUGUAGGGGAAUGUGUUGUGACACAUAUGCAGUGGAAAGUAGUAACGUUCAGCACAUUGCACUUUUUUACUUGUAUGCUGUAGGUGGUGGAAGCCCGCGAAAGAAAGCACCAAAGUCAGCGGGUUCUUCUAAGACACACAUGCCUAGUGUAAAGACACCAGCAGAUAAAAAACAGGAAGAGGUUAGUUGUAGUAAUCGCCUGAGAAAAACAGAUCGUCUUUAGUUGAGAAUUGACUGGAUUUUUAGGUAUUUUUGGUUAUAUUCUGCAUCAGACCCCCUUUUCCCCCUUACGUUUUGUUACAUGUCCCUGUCCAAUAAUCAUUUCGGGUGCUUGAUUUGGCUUCGUUAAGUAUUUGGCGUGUCAUGUCCACUUAGGUUUCGCCGUGGUAGGUACCUUAUGUUCUUUAAUUAUAUAAGCACCAAUGAAAUACCAGGUGAGCUUUCGCGCGAAAAUUUGCUAUCUUCACAUAUGAAAAUAUCACCGUUGCUAUGGCUUCAUAAUAAAUCGCUCCUUUCACAGCAAAAAAACUAUUAAAGUGAAAUGGUUUGGUAUUUCAUUGGCGUUUAUAUAAUAAAUAGAACAUUGCGUGGCCGCUUGAAGAUACGAAAUUUUUCUUCUCGUGUUGAAAAAAUAUUUCACUCGUCGCUGCGCUCACUCGUGAAAUAUUUUUCAACACUCGAAGAGAAAUUUCGUAUCUCCGCGCGGCCAUGUAAUAUCCUCUAUUUAUUUCGCAAGAAAAACUUGAAAUGUCUCGUCUUUUUUUAGCCUCCAUCCUCAGCACCACUUCCUGGUGUGACAGCUGUACGGAAGUCUUCUGUUUUGCGUGCAGCAUCCGCUUUGGGAAUUAUCAAUGAAAAACCACAGCCCAUAAUAUACACUCCGCGGAGAGCCUGGGUAUCACAACCAACCACUGUAAGUAAGACUAACAUUAGGCACCUGGUUUGCAAAGAAGCUUGUCAAUUCAAGCGCUGCAAAGUUAAUAAUAAGUUGAUUUCAACUCCCCCAAGGUGGUCAGAGCAGAUAGUAAACAAAUGUAUUGAACUUGUUUGCACAAGACGUGUUACAUUUGAUAAGUAAUUGUUAUCAUUUUGUUCCGGACUUUACUAACUGCCCAUAAUUUGUAUCUGUUUUUUUUCUUUUCGUUCAGCUUAUUUUAUCGUAAAAUGAUUCUUCGUUUUCUUCAAGUGUCAGAUCUAGCAGCCAUCUGCUCGUUUCUGAGCUCAUGCACGAGCAAAGUUACUCAAAUGUUCCAACAAUAUAAGGCCAGGCCUCUGAUAGCACUGUUAAUAACCUCAGAAGACAGCCGACAUUUUGCGACGUCACCCCUAGUUUCCCUGUGAAAUGACGUUUUAGAAACGAGGGUAUAAAUUCCAUCCUGAGGACGCCUCACUACGCAGAUGUGGGCAGUUCUGCGCUCGUUUCUCAGACGUCAUUUCGCGGGAAAACCAGUUGUGGCAUCUCGAAAUGUCGGCUGUGUUUUUCAUGUUUAACCAAUCAAAUCAUUCUCAAUCAACAAACUGGUGUAUUCCAUUUCUUCUCGUUUUGUCAACAGGACGAUCUAUUGCGUGGAAGAGAAAUUCGUAGACUUAGAUAUGGAACUGAUAUCGACUUCGCAGAUUACAAACCACCAUUUCAAAAGCAUAUUACUUUAAAAGCGCAAGCUUUGGAAGCGGAAGACAAUUAA
This is a messenger RNA of Porites evermanni, 9375 nucleotides long. The record is from the annotation of a GenBank genome assembly. NCBI's taxonomy places the organism in Eukaryota, Metazoa, Cnidaria, Anthozoa, Scleractinia, Poritidae.